ACAUAGAUAAACAUAUAUUAAUCAGGAUAUACACCUUUAUAUGUAGAGCUGAUAUACUUAUGAGUUCUCACUAAUUAAAUUAAUACAAACUGUUAAAAGUUCUCAUCAAAGCUCAUAGCUUGCAAAAUAUAAGCCCUAGCCACGAGUCUAAUAUAUUAUGCAGCUUAGGCGGGAUUAUACCUACACUAGUUAGUACUUCUUACAAAUGUAUUUACUCUUAGUAUAAUAUUUAUAAUGAGUUUCCCGUCAAUCUAUAGGAAGUUAUAUAUUUUUAUACAGAUAAACAAAACACUAUUAGACAGUGGAUUUUACGAUGGCACUAAGUAUAUAAUUUAUAUAUAUAUGCAUACCAGCCCAUAUAUAGCACAAAAUAUUUUUAUUUGUCAAGCUUAUGAACCAGCAGCGUAUGACCUGUAAUUGUUAGCUAGGUGUACCUUUCGCAUAAUGUCCCUUUUGGUAUUAAGGACAUUCUACUAACAAAUUUAAACUUAAUCUCAGCCAAUAAAUCAUACGAGCUACAACGACCCCUAGAUCUAGCCAGUAUCGACACCUACUCUGAUUGACAUUUUUUACUAGUUAAAUGCCGACAAACAUAUCCUGAUAACUAGUAUAAAAGAACCUGUUACGAGUUAUUGGUUAGAAUCGAACUAUUUUCCUAUAAAUUGUAAAACACAAAAUGGAAGACAAAUUGUAUAGUAUAUUUUUCCCUCUAUCGGAAAAUAAAAGUUCAAUAAAAAAAGACGUAAAAUAGUGUAAAUGCACAUAACCAACCACUGAUUCAAGUGUCUUCCUAUAUUUGCCCUAGACACGUGGCUUUUUCCUAUUCCCGAAUGUUAAUCUCUUCGGCCACCGGAAAGACACAGAAAGAAUAUAGAGAAAAAGAGAGAGAGAGAGAGAGUGUGUGUGUGUAGUGAAUAGCUAAGGAGGUGAGAGAGAAAGAGAAGAGAGAUGGAUCAAGAUCACGAGUUAUGGAGGACGCUAAGAUGCGCCAGUAAAGCACAAGAUAAGACUUCUGUUGAUACUCUCAUGCUUAAGUACCGUCCGAUCGCUCCAAAGCCGACGACCACUGGUCAACCAUUUGUCGGAAGCACGAGCACGACAAGAACGAAGAGAAAGUACGUUAGGGUUUCUAAAAACAAUAAAGCCACGUGUCGAUCAAAGAACGACGUUAGAUCUAGCUCAACAGAUCCAGAGAAUGGUCGGGAAGAUCUCGUGACGCUACAGCUCAUGCCGGAGAGAUCUACACCGUUGAGUUUGGAUCUUAAUAAUUUUGAUCCAACGGUAAAAACAAUAAUCGGAGAUGAAACCUGUAGAACCGGAACGUGGCUAAAGUUCAACGGCGGAGAAGACGCAGUGCAUCAGGUUCCGGUGGAGACGUGGGUGACGGUGGAGUCCGUAAACGGUGGCUCCGCUUCCCAUGCGGUAGGGUGUACGGACGAGGAGAUUGCGGAGGCUAUAGAUAAAGACACGCGUCCUGCUUUCAUAUCGGACGGUUCGAACCGUGUGGUGAUGGUGAACGAAUCUUACCGGAAGACUGUAACCGGAGACUGUGGGUUUGGAGGAGAGCCGUCGUCGUUGUUGCCGGAAGUUAUUGUGUGGUUGGUGGUUGACCAAACGGCCACGUUUUACGAGUACAGAACUUUCACGUGUAAGGUGAGGCUUGAAUACACGUGGCGAGAGACGAAGUAUGUUAAAACGGUGCCGUGUGAUGUGUGGAAGAUGGAGUUUGGUGGAUUUGCAUGGAGGCUAGACACCACUGCAGCUUUAACUCUUUGGCUGUGAGCUAGAGAUGCGAGAAGGUAAGACUAAUUAAGAUCAAGAUGUGGUUAAGGUCAUAAUCUCAAACCUUUGGUUUAUUGGGAAAUAAUAAGAAUUACAAAAGAGAAACGAAAUUAUAUAAUGCUAUAUGUAUGGGAAGAUCUUGAGAAUCAAGUCUUUCGGAAUAAAUUUGUGUGUGAAAACCUUUUAUAUAUAUAGAUUGGAAAUUGCCAUAAUGUCA
Messenger RNA from Brassica napus (rape), 1999 nucleotides. RefSeq lists its product as uncharacterized. The transcript has a single exon. The record is from RefSeq and is a predicted model, not a curated record. NCBI's taxonomy places the organism in Eukaryota, Viridiplantae, Streptophyta, Magnoliopsida, Brassicales, Brassicaceae. Bases 949 to 1782 code for a protein of 277 amino acids.